AUGUUGAAGCUGAAGGGCGUUCCUCAAAGUGAAGCCCAGAAACUCUUCGUGGAAGUGGUGUUCGAGGAAGGAAGCCAGAAACCCACAUUGUCCCUGGAUUUGUCUUCCUGGCAAGCAGAAGGCUUGCAGGCGAUAUGGUCUUUGGCCGUCACGGUAGUGAAGCUGGCCGCCGGAAUUCACUUUUUCCACUUUCGUGUGAACGGUGCGUUUGCAUUGUCUGGUGAACACAUCCGCGUUGGCCGGUGGAAUGCCUUGUAUCGCAGCGACCCACUUUGUCGCUAUUUGUCGGUCAGGGACAGCCGUGGCCAGCGGGGAGCCCCACCUGGGGAUGGUUGUUGGGAAAUUCAUAGACCUUGCAGAAGCGAGUAA
This is a messenger RNA of Cladocopium goreaui, 369 nucleotides long. The record is from the annotation of a GenBank genome assembly. NCBI's taxonomy places the organism in Eukaryota, Dinophyceae, Suessiales, Symbiodiniaceae.